CUAGAAUAUAGCUUCAUUCUAAUAAAAAAUUAUUCGCACCGGUAAUUCAAAAUUAAUUCCACAAUGAUGAAAUCGGGGAUGGCCAGUGGAGUAGGAGAUAGAAUGGUGGAGGCACACGAACCCCCAUUCAACUUAAAGAAUUGUGGAUUGAUUCUGGUAUGUAUAGUGGCAGUCACGCACUGCGGUGAGUUCCCACAGAUCAUCACAGCGCUCGAAGCAUUCCGACUAGUAGGUUGGCAGUCCACUACGGAAGCGAUGGAUAUACUGUACACGAACCUGCUUGCGAUUCUAGUGGCCAAUAAAAAGUGGACUACGCAGGAUGACGAAUUAUAUGAAACAAGCGAACAUGGAAAUUACGAUCGUGAUUAUGCCGUAAGAAAAAUGCUUAUAAUUCUGCGGAAUGUCGAACCAGAAGAGCUCAAGAGCUCAUUUUGUGGCUGUAUGAGGACGUGUGGAUCCAUUAUGUUAGCAGUUAAAGACAAAAUGGCUCAGGUUGCUUUAGGAGGUAAUGCUUUCGGUCAAACAAUAGAAACAUACCUCACGCCCUAUACGCGUCCAAUGCUGAUUGAAAUGGUAGAUCAAGACGCGAAGCUGGCGAAAUGGAUUCCACUGUUCAUCAACGUCGUCGCUCACUCGGUUGGAUAUGCUUCGCUAUAGUGAUGUUCCGAGGUAUAGCUCUAUUCCAGUUCAUCAACAUUCUGAUCUUUAGGCCAGUGGCGAAAUUAGAAGGCCGCAGUGUAGUUGAAUGGGCACUUGAUGAAGCUGCAUCUCUACAAGUUGCGUGUUUACUUUACGUGCUGGCUUCUAUCGGGUCGUCGUAUACUGCCGUUCUUGCCGACCUACUUCUUGCGCCGGCGCAUUUGCUAGAAAUCAAUUUAGCAUAUAUCACGAGAUAAGCUAUACGUGCCACAGUAGACCGUCCAGAUGGAUCAACAGAGUCUCCUUGUAAAAUACAUGCGUUAUUCGCAAAGCCGAUAUCAAAAUAACUAAAUACAG
Sphaeroforma arctica JP610 is the source of this 996-nucleotide messenger RNA. RefSeq lists its product as hypothetical. The transcript has 5 exons. NCBI's taxonomy places the organism in Eukaryota, Ichthyosporea, Ichthyophonida. The record is from RefSeq and is a predicted model, not a curated record. The coding region runs from base 64 to 657 and encodes 197 amino acids.